UUAUACUCCACUAAAAGUUAUUAAAAGAUAAUGGCUAUAAUUCCUUGUGCUAUUCAGAUGAGUUUGCAUGUUCAACAUUGUGUUCAAAAGAAUGGUAGACACUGAAGUAGACAAUGUUUUUUCUCAGAGAGAACACACCAUUUUCUUUGUCUGGUAGCUAGGAUAUGGGGCAGAUCAUUUCAGUCCAACUAGGGGUUAUGCUGGGAUUGUACCAAGUUGUAGUUUUAUUUAAAUUGUUUCAGUUUACCUCUGAUUUCACAUAUUUGAGAGUGAGAUCAGUUCCUUCCUUCAUCAGGGGUUUGGGAUCUAAGUACCCAAGACCAUAGAAAUAUUUCUUUGCUUUUUAGCUCACACCCAGUUUCCUGUGAAACUCCACUUAAGGGUUGAUUUCCUUGAUCUGAUUAGAGUUGAGCUGGGUGGGGGCUGGGUUACUUAGUUGCACUUCAACUCUGCUGUAGGUAACAACAUUGAUAAAUCUCAAACAUAAUGAUGAGUGAAAGAAGCCACAUACAAAUGAAUACAAACUGUAUGAUUUCCGUGUACAUAAAGUUCAGGUGAAAUUAAUCUGUAGCAUUAGAAAUAAGAACCAUGCUACCUUUGGGAAGGAGAGAGGGGUAGUGACUAGGCGGGGGCAUAAGAAGGGCUUGUCUCAAAUGCUGGUGAUGUUCUGUCUCUUUACCUGGGUGGUGGUUACCUGGGUGUGUUUACUUUGUGAAAAUCUAUUGCACCAUAUACUUAUGAUUUGUGUUCUUUUCUGUAUGUGUGUUAUAGUUCAAAAAUAAAAAAGAAGAUGUAUAUGGUGGGGGAGGAGCUCUUGCACAAAAAAACAAGGUUAAAAAGAAAAAUUAAGCUAUAGAUAGAAGAUAUUUACAAUGCUGUAACAAAGGACUUGUAUCCAGGAUAUUUUGUUUUAGAUUUUUCUACAAAUCAAAAAGAAAAAGACAGAAGGAGAAAAAUCAACCCAAUAGAAAAUGAGCAAAGGAUAAGAAAAAGAGAAGAGGCCUGAAUAGCCCAUAAACAUGAAAAGAUACAGCUUUCCCCAUCACUUUUGCAUCUGUAUAUUGGCUUGUGCCUUAUCACCAGUAGAUCAAGGAGAAGGGUUAAAUACUUUAAGAUGAGAAACAUUGAUGUUUGUUUGAGCUCUGAAGGGACUGAAGUGAUUUUAGCUACAUCAAGUGAUGAAAAACACCCACCUGAAAAUAUAAUUGAUGGAAAUCCAGAAACAUUUUGGACCACCACAGGAAUGUUUCCCCAAGAGUUCAUUAUUUGUUUUCACAAACAUGUAAGGAUUGAAAGGCUUUUAAUCCAGAGUUACUUUGUGCGGACCUUGAGGAUUGAAAAGAGCACUUCUGAAGAGCCAGAUGAUUUUGAGCAGUGGAUUGAAAGAGAUCUGGUACAUACAGAGGGGCAGCUUCAAAAUGAAGAAAUUAUGGCACGUGAUGGCCACGCCACUUACUUGAGAUUCAUUAUUGUAUCAGCCUUUGAUCAUUUUGCAUCUGUGCAUAGUGUUUCUGCAGAGGGAAUAGCAGUCUCAAAUCUUUCUUAAUAAUUAUAACAAAAUACUCUUGCACUAUUUUUUAACAAUAUAUUUAUUUAAACAUGAAGUUGUUAUUAUUAAAGGUAUUUGUAUCA
Molecule: messenger RNA, 1632 nt
Organism: Physeter macrocephalus (sperm whale)
Lineage: Eukaryota; Metazoa; Chordata; Mammalia; Artiodactyla; Physeteridae
Gene: IFT25
Product: intraflagellar transport 25
Exons: 7
Coding region: 1115-1546 (143 amino acids)
Biological process (GO): intraciliary transport
Cellular component (GO): cilium; centrosome; intraciliary transport particle B
Source: RefSeq, a predicted model, not a curated record